UCUCUCUCUCUUUCUCUUCCCUUUUUCUACUGGCUGUGUGAUUACUGAGUACAUACAAUACAAAUACUGCGAAACUUUGCUCUUCAUUUUAAUGGCGUGAGCACAACCAUAACCAGCACUGUCCUCUUCUUCUUCCCACUCAUUACCAAAUACCCAUCUGUUAUCUUCUUCAAAAACCCAAAACCCCAAAUAACAGAGCAAAGAUCUUCUUUAAUUCCCAAUGACCAACUUAAUCUUUUGUACCUAAAAUUCUCCAACAUAUCACAGAUAUGAAUGUAUUGUUUUGGGUGUCUUAAUUACUGGGUUUCUUGAUUUAUCUCUGUUCUACGUCUUACAAUAGUCCUACGUGUAAUUUAUGUUAUAAUAUAGCUUGUAAAAGAGUGUUGGGUUGUGAUGUAUAGAGGUAAAGAGAAGGGCAUUGAGGGAAAUAUGAAGGGUCAUGAAGAAAUGUUGUGGAUGUUGAAGGAAGACGUUUCGUAUUUGAAUCAUCAGUAUCAUGAUCAAGGUGAUGCGACCACGAUGAUGGGGUUUUCGUCUUCGGGUUCGAGUUCGUUGUCUGGUGGAUUUGGUUUAUAUGGUGAUGAAUCUUGGAAUGUAUUUGAUCAGAAUAUUCAUCAAGGAGGAGUACUCGAUAAUACUCAUCAUCCACUACACUUGGGAGGUUCUGGUUGGUCUUCUAACAUGUUUAAUGACCAAAAUUUUGAUAAAGUUGUUGAUAUAGGCCUGUCUCAGAGAUUUUAUGGGAUGAAUAUUGAUGAUAAGGUUGAUCAUUUCUUCAAUGGAACAGGAAAUUCUCAUCAUGGUUUUUGUGAUUUUCAAGGAUCAGCAGGAGGAGGAGCAUUAGGCCAUAGGAGAGAGAAUUUGUGUGAUUCAAUGGGGUCUAUUCAUCUUAAUCCUCUGUCUAGAGACCUCUGUAAGUAUCAGAAAGAGAAAAUUAACUAUGAUUACUUGUGUAACAUGAAUAGGCCUUGUAGUAACGAGGGUCUUCGAUACUCGGAGCACACUGGAUUUGAUGAUGUUGGUGUUGAUAGGAGUUUCUUUAGCUCGUUACAUUGCUCUCAGUUGAUGGGAUUAAGUUCUGAAUGUGAUUGUUCCAUUGCAAAGCAAAUGCCUACUAGCAUAAUGAAUCACCCUUUAUCCCCAUUGCCAAAUUCAAGAAGCCAGGAUAGUUACAGUUGUGAAGACAGCUUCAUUAUGCAAGGGGAAUGCUUAAAAUAUGCUUCUGAGCAGAGAGGUUUAAAGGGUCAGAAGAAAAAAACAAGGAGUGAGAUUAAAAUGGAAAGGUUGCAAGAGAAGAAACCGGCGAGAAAUGGCUUAUUGCAUUCUGGAGAAUCUUGUGAAGUUGGUUUAGGGGAGAUUGGAUUCCAAGUAAGAGGAGCUAGUAGAAAUGAUUUGGCCUUAAAGGAUGGAAAUAAACAGAACCAUGUGUAUUUGGCAGCAAAAGAUCAGCUGGGGUGUAGGUAUUUACAGAGGAUAUUUGAUGAAGGGACCUCUGAAGAUGUUCAGAUAAUAUUCAAUGGCAUCAUUCAUCAUAUCUUUGAGUUAAUGAAGGAUCCAUUUGGGAACUAUCUCGUGCAGAAACUAUUGUCUGUCUGUAAUGAUGAGCAGAGAAUGCAGUUUGUGCUCAUGGUGACUAAAGAUCUAGGAGAGCUUGUGCAAGCAUCUAGGACAACACAUGGGACCCGUGUCGUGCAAAAGUUAAUUGAGACAAUUAAGACCAGGCUGGAAAUUUCCUUAGUUAUAAGGGCUCUUCAACCUGGUAUUCUUAAUCUCAUGAUGGAUGUCAAUGGAAAUCAUGUGGUUCAGCGUUGCUUGCAUUGUUUAAGCAAGGAUCACAACAAGCUUAUUUUUGAUGUCGCGACUAAGCAUUGUGUUGAUAUCGCAACACAUCGUUAUGGAUGCUGCGUGCUGAAUAAAUGCAUCACUUAUUCAACUGGGAAGCAACGUGAGAAGUUGCUUGUUGAGAUUUGUUCUAAUGGGCUUAAGCUUGCUCAAGAUCCUUUUGGGAAUUAUGUUAUCCAAUUCAUAAUAGAGUUAAAGAUACCCUCUGUUGCUGCCAUGUUGCUCUCUCAGUUUGAAAGGCAUUAUGCAUACCUCUCAAGGCAAAAGUUUAGCAGUCAUGUUAUUGAAAAGCUCCUAAAGUGUUUUGAAGAAGGCAGAUCGAAAAUCAUCAAUGAGUUAGUCUCAGAACCUCAUUUUGAUCAAUUGCUGCAAGAUCCCUUUGCUAACUAUGUGAUUCAGUCUGCACUUGGCGUUACUAAGGGACCGGUUCGAACUUUGUUGCUUCAUGCUGUGCGGCCUCACAUGCUUCUCCUGCGCACCAGUCCAUACUGCAAGAAGAUCUUCUCUCGUCGACUACUGAAGAAGUAAUGCUCCAACUGAGAGUAAAAUGUUGUUGUUCUCUUACUAUUACCUUAUCUAUUUAGGUAACUGGAUGUGGAAUGUAUCUUAUCUAUGAUCCUAUUAAGGUGAUCAGUAACAUAUUAGACUGUUGUAUGUCAUGCAACAAUUUUGGUUGAUGCUUCUUUGUAUGAUGCUUUUUUUUGCUCAAACUUUUGGAUGUGUAAGAUUG
Messenger RNA from Solanum verrucosum, 2572 nucleotides. RefSeq names its product pumilio homolog 9-like. The record is from RefSeq and is a predicted model, not a curated record. Lineage: Eukaryota; Viridiplantae; Streptophyta; Magnoliopsida; Solanales; Solanaceae. Gene Ontology annotation, cellular component: cytoplasm. Gene Ontology annotation, biological process: post-transcriptional regulation of gene expression. The transcript has 5 exons. Gene Ontology annotation, molecular function: mRNA binding. The coding region runs from base 394 to 2370 and encodes 658 amino acids.